Molecule: messenger RNA, 1806 nt
Organism: Rotaria sp. Silwood2
Lineage: Eukaryota; Metazoa; Rotifera; Eurotatoria; Philodinida; Philodinidae
Source: the annotation of a GenBank genome assembly
AUGUUAUACAACAAAACUAGGCCAAAAAAUAUUCAAUCAAUUGAUACAAUUCUUCGUGAAAACUAUGAAGAAUUAAUUAGAAUUCAUUGUAAACAACAAUUAAAAUGUCAAAUAAAUCUUUUAUCAAAAGUUGAUUCAUCAAUCGAUCAAGAAAAACUCAAAGAUUUAAUUCAAUAUUUCGAAUGUGAUACGAAUGAAAAGAUAGUUAGUCUCGAUGAAAUGAUGCUUAAUCAUUUGAAUGAAAUUCCAAAAUCAUUCGACAUGACAACUGAACUAUCAUCAGAUUAUAAAUGGUUUUAUCAGGAUGAUACAGAACAAUCGAAUACUUCUUUCAAUACAAUUGCUGAUUGGCAAUUAAUCCAUUUUAUGAACAACCCUCCAUUAAUCGAUGUCUCAUUCGUUCAAUUUAUCAAUGAUUUACCGGCUGAAUCUGUAUCAAAUCCAAUAUAUUACAAACUCUAUUCAUCUUUAUCGGAUAUUCCCGCCAUUUCAAUUCGAAUUCGUGCAAAAGUUCUCUAUCCAUUUAAUUUACUUCUCGAAAAUCUCGUAUCCAUGAUUGAUUGUAGUCUAUUACCGAGACAAAGCGUUCUAAUUGAUAAAAUCCUAGCCGGUAGAAUCUACAUGUUAUAUCCGAUGAAAUUUCGAUUAUUUAAUGAAACGUUAGCCAACACUGAAAUCAUGUCCUCUGUUGAUGUACCUACAAUUAAUUUUGAUCCAGUUCAAGCAAAUUCUACUUCUCCUCAUGGACAAUAUACGAUGUUUCACCAAGCUUAUAAACAAUUGCAUAGUCUUGUACAUGAACUAUCUCGAAGUAAAUACGAUCGUUUAUGGCUUGCACAAUAUCUCGGAAUGUAUAGUAUUGAUCAAGAUGGACCCUACCGUGAUUCAAUAUCAUGUAUUUGUGAUGACAUAUGCAGUACACGAUUACCAUUGUUUAUUUUGUGUCCUAAUAGACGAACCAAUAGUGGUCGAAAUCGUGAUCGUUGGAUUUCCAAUGUAUUUCCUGUUUGGUAUGAUACUCGAUUCGAAGGUAUUAGUGAAGCUGGUGAAAUCUAUGAAGUUGUUCCUGGUGAUCAAAAGAUUCCAAUUACAGCUUCUUAUUUUAAAGAAUAUUGUAAAAUUUAUCGUCAAAUUGAAUUUAUUCGUCAGGGCUUAUAUAGUAUUAUUCCUGGUUAUUUCCUAAGUUUAUUUACAGCAAUCGAACUUGAAGAAGUCGUAUAUGGAAAAGGCAAAAUGGAUAUGGAUUUAUUAAAACGAAAUACGAUUUAUGGUGAACAUUACAAUCAAAACUCAUUAUGUAUUCAAUAUUUUUGGACGUGUUUUAAAUUUCAUCUAUAUUCGGGUAUUCGAGCUGGUGGUGGUAUUGGUGAUGAGCUUGAAUCACCUAAUGGCGAUCCACUAGAAUUAUAUCGAAUUGUUUUUGAUAUAACGUUCUUCUUCUUUAUUAUUGUCAUUCUUCUUGCUAUUAUUCAAGGCUUGAUUAUUGACGCUUUUGGUGAUCUUCGUGAACAACUUGAUUCAGUGAAAGAAACACUUGAAACAAAAUGUUUCAUUUGUGGAAUAGGUCAAGAUUAUUUUGAUAAAGAACCGCAUGGUUUUGAAACUCAUACACAAGCAGAACAUAAUUUUGCCAAUUAUAUGUUCUUUUUAACACAUCUUCUUAAUAAACCUGAUACAGAACAUACUGGACAGGAGAGUUAUGUUUGGGAAAUGUAUCAAAGUCGUAAAUGGGAUUUUUUUCCUAUUGGUGAUUGUUUUCGACGUCAGUAUGAAUCGGGUAGUGGUGGAACAAGUACAGAAAGUUAA